AAAUAAAGUUAUACGUAAGUAUUGUAGAGUAAUUGUAGAGGGAAGUCGAUUUGAUUGAAUGGUUAAAAAAUCAGACCACAAUGACAGAUAAUCAAAUGAAAAUAUUUAAUAAUAAGGAUUUUCGGCCAGAAAAGUAUAUUCAGAACCUGGUACAAGAAUGUGUUGGUGGCUCUGAACUGCAACAAAAGAAACAACAAAUUCAGGAAUAUAGCGAACAAACAUCCUCUUCUCUUAAGAAAUAUGUUUAUGCAAAUUAUAUGCAAUUUAUUGAGACUGCGAAUGAGAUUCAACAUCUUGAAUCUGAAAUGAAUCAACUUUCUCACAUUUUGUUAAUAGAACAACGGAAUUUAUUAUCAUGUUUAGGCGACGGUAAUAGUCAAAAUUUAAACAAAGAAGUGGAAGAGUAUGAUCAAGAAAGUAGCUCAGUUGACGAAAGUAGUCAGCAGGCCAUUCGAUCAGUUAAAGAAUUGGUUCAAGGUUUUAAUUCAAAAGUUCUGGAAGGUAAAACAUUUUUGAAUGAUGGAGCCCUGAUUGAAUUAGAUUCAAACGAUUACCGACCUAUUCAAAGAGUAUUUUUUUUCUUAUUUAACGAUACCUUGAUCGUAUGCAAAAUACGCCAUGAUAAGAAACUUGAAUUUAUAUCACAAUAUGAUCCUCGAAAAAUUGCUGUCAUUAAUAUUAAAGAUCUAGAUGGUGUAAAAAAUGCUAUCAAUACAAUAACAACAGAUGGUUCCAAAAUAUUUCAAUGUAUAUCUACAGCAGCAAAAAACGAAUGGAUAGAAAAAUUUGAAAUAGCUUUGAAAUUUAAUCAGCAAUUAAAUCAAAAAUCCAAAAAAGGACAAACUCCACCUCCAGCAUCUGUCCAAAAGCAAUCUAAUUCUCUUGAUAACAAGUCAAUAACAAGCGAUAUAACCGGUUCUCCCACAGAAGAAAACAAUUCAGUUACAGAAAAUUGGGCUCCAGAUUGGUUGGCUAUUGCACCUGAGGAAAUUCAAUCGUUUAUUGCCCAAAGACAUUUUGAAGAAGCAUUAAAUUUAAUUCAAAAGUCGGAGGAAUAUAUAGCUUAUGAUUCUACAUUUUGGAAUGCGUCAGAAAUUUCUGGAAAAAUUAAGAAUUUAAAAACCAGUUUAUCAAACGUUUUAAUUGAGGAAUUAUCAAAUUGUCAAGUACGAAGUUUACAAGCAGCACUAAGAUCUUCUCGCCGCCCACUUAAACUUUUAGCUGAAAUGGGAAAAGCUAGGCAAGCAUGUGGAAAACUAUUAAAAGUUUGUUCUAAUGCAAUUAGAAUGACACAGCGUGAGGCAAGGAGGAAUAAUGCUGAAAUAUCAGAGUUAUUUUUUUGCGAUUUGUCUCAGGUCGUUAGUGAAUUUUUAAGAGCUUUCAGCAAUCAACCAGCUUGUGUUAGUUCUUUAGUAGUCUGGUGCAAUACAGAGUUGAGAUAUUUUUCAAAUCAACUAAUAAAACAUUAUCUUACCAAAGGUAGUCAAUUGGAAAAUGUUGCAAAAUGCGUAGAAGGUGUAAGAAAACCAUGUGCAAAACUCACAGAAAUUGGUUUAGAUCUUGGAUACCAUGUUGAGGGUCUGUUAAGAAGUACUCUUGAACAGAUUAUCGAAGAUUCAAGAUAUAGAUUGCUUGAUACAAUUGGUAGAUCAGAAGAUACAUGGCAGCCCUAUAACUUGCAAACAAAAACAAACUUAAAAAAUUUAUUACGUGAAAUGGAAGGAUUUGGCAUAGAUUUAAGAAAUCAUGUCACUGGGGAUACCUGGAUAAACUUGACUCAGUGUACUGUCAAUUUCUGUCGUCAUUUUCUAAGUGUAAAUGAAAGUUGUGCUUUUUUGGCAAAAAACGAGGCUCUUAAAAUGAGCGUAGAAAUUCUUUUGAGAGAUUUAUUUUUGGCACAACAUGCGAUUACACCAAAUUCCGCUAUGACGGUUGAUUUAAACUUUGUGACAAAAAAUAAAAACUACUUACUUCAAGAACUAUUGCCUACGGCAAUUGAUAAGUACGAAAAAAUUUCAGGAAGAAGAAACGACUUUUUAUGUGAGCUUAGAGCGCAAUUUGGAGGUGGCCCGCCUAAACCAAAGCCGAGGAGUAUAUAUCAGACUGAUGUGAUAUAGGCUUUUUGAAAUUAUAAAUUUAUGUAAUUUAAAAUUAAAAUUGAAUCAAACUUAUAAAACUUAUAAUGCUUAGCAUUGUGAAUAUUUAGAAGCAUACACGAUUGGUAUUAUUAUAUAACCAUAGUAAUUAAAAUAAAGUUAUAAUAUAUUACACUAUCAUAUUUAUAUGCGUCAUAUAAUUAUUCAACCUCUGUGAAGUCCUUUUUUCUAUUAU
Messenger RNA from Condylostylus longicornis, 2331 nucleotides. RefSeq names its product exocyst complex component 8 (gene Exo84). Gene Ontology annotation, cellular component: exocyst. The transcript is spliced from 8 exons. The record is from RefSeq and is a predicted model, not a curated record. Lineage: Eukaryota; Metazoa; Arthropoda; Insecta; Diptera; Dolichopodidae. The coding region runs from base 81 to 2117 and encodes 678 amino acids. Gene Ontology annotation, biological process: exocytosis; Golgi to plasma membrane transport; intracellular protein localization.